GGAAAUUUCCGCCAUAAAGGCUAUGAUGAAAAAGGGCUAACUAUUUCAAAUUUGACACAUAGUUCAACUUCCGCUGCUUUGCUCCUGCGUACAACCUCUGUCAAGUUUUUGACCAAUUACCCUCGCUCUUUCAUCUCCUAAUUACCAUUCAAUCACUUUACAACCACUCUCCUUCAUCAUGUCGAACCCCCUCGACCUCGAGAAAAAGAUCCGAAAAAUCAGGGACCACGUGAACGAGUACCCCGAUUUCCCCAAACCUGGCGUCCUCUUCAGAGACGUAUUCUCAGUGUUCCAAAACGCAGAACUCGUAGCGAUGCUCCGGGAAGUUCUCAUCGCGUUCGCUACGCAAAUCCAACCGCCUGUCGAAUGUGUCGUGGGGAUAGACGCCCGGGGUUUCCUGCUGGCACCGUUCAUUGCGUUGGAAUUAGAAGUGCCUUUCGUGCCUGUUCGUAAAAAGGGUAAACUGCCAGGGAAAGUGGCUUCAGUUUCGUAUGCUCUGGAAUAUGGAGAGGCAAACAUGGAAAUUCAAGAAAGUAGCAUAAAGGAGGGACAGAGGGUUUUGAUUGUUGAUGAUUUAUUGGCAACAGGUGGGAGUCUGGGGGCUGCUUGUACGUUAGUUAAGAAGUUAGGAGGGGUGGUUGAGGCCUGUUUGGUUCUGAUGGAGCUAUCAGAACUAAAGGGGAGGCUGAAUGUUCCAACAAAUGUGAUUUCGAUAAUCAAGUACUGAGGAUAAAUAGCACAUCUAAGAUUUUGGUGCAAAUUCCAUGAAAACAUUCCCAAGGAUUUGUGUAUUUUUAUAAAUAAAAUAUUUUUAUACAUAAUUUAUACAUUAAAUGUGCACGACUCA
Zophobas morio is the source of this 847-nucleotide messenger RNA. Its product is annotated as adenine phosphoribosyltransferase-like. Gene Ontology annotation, biological process: AMP salvage; adenine salvage. Gene Ontology annotation, molecular function: adenine phosphoribosyltransferase activity; adenine binding; AMP binding. The transcript is spliced from 3 exons. Gene Ontology annotation, cellular component: cytoplasm. The record is from RefSeq and is a predicted model, not a curated record. NCBI's taxonomy places the organism in Eukaryota, Metazoa, Arthropoda, Insecta, Coleoptera, Tenebrionidae. The coding region runs from base 179 to 727 and encodes 182 amino acids.